Messenger RNA from Seriola dumerili (greater amberjack), 3333 nucleotides. RefSeq names its product gastrula zinc finger protein XlCGF57.1-like. NCBI's taxonomy places the organism in Eukaryota, Metazoa, Chordata, Actinopteri, Carangiformes, Carangidae. Gene Ontology annotation, biological process: regulation of transcription by RNA polymerase II. Bases 423 to 2213 code for a protein of 596 amino acids. Gene Ontology annotation, molecular function: DNA-binding transcription factor activity; RNA polymerase II cis-regulatory region sequence-specific DNA binding. The transcript is spliced from 2 exons. The record is from RefSeq and is a predicted model, not a curated record.
CACACAGGUGACACCCCUGUCACUAAUCUUUACAUGAGCUUUUACUUAGUUUAUAUAGAAAUAUUUUGGUUUUACUUAAUUAAUUCAAAAUAAAACAAACAGUUCUCAGAAUAACAACGUUGUCACUCAUCAGAGUAACUCAGUACAGUUACUGUACCUGAAUAAAAACUGUAGGUGCUUGUAGUUUUCUACUGUAUUUCUCAGUCAGUUAUCUGAUCUUCUUCCACUUCUACCAGUCAGACUCAGUCAAACGUCUGUGUUUACGUCUUCCUCCUCCAGUCCAGCAGAGUUCGCUGUUCGCUGUCGUCGCUUCGCUCUCCUCUGAGCGAACUGUCGUCGACGCGGAACUCGGUGUCUCUGUUUACCUCCCCGCUGCCUCUCUUUGUUCGCUGGAAGCUCAACUUGCGCAGAAAAGGGGUAAAAUGUGCGCUGUGCAGCUGCUGCGGGUGUCGGUCCAUGAGCGGAUCAGCGCUGCCGCUGAAGACUUUCUCCUACAGGUGGAGAAAAGAGAAGAACCGGCUGAAGUCCCGGCGCUGAGAGCGCUGCUCACCGAGCGGCUAACGGCGGCGGCGGAGGAGAUCGUCGGUCUGUUUGAGGAAACCGUGGCGGAGUACGAAGACAGAGUGGAGCGGUCGGAGCGAGAGAUCUGCCGCCAGAGGAGGCUGCUCGAUGCUGUGCUGAAGCCCGAAGUCAAACUGCACAGAGCAGAGCUGUUGCAGUCAGUGAACCAGGGCCAGACAAACCUCCAGCCUCCAGACCCUGCAGACCUGAACCAGACUGAAUCUGAACACGUCGACAGCGAGGUUUCCUGCCCACCGACGCCUCGCUCCCCCUCCCCCACAUACAGACUGCCCGUCUCACCGAGCAGCUCGGUCGUUCACAGUGACGGUGAUCCAGACAGUGACUGGACUGAAAAAAAUCGGACUCUCAGAUCCCCGAGGAAAAAGAAAAGAGGACGGCCACCACUUGCUGUCAGAAACAAACGGAAACGGUCAACUCCAGCUCAGAGUUUCAUCUGUCAUGUUUGUGGACGGGCUCUGCACGGGAAAGGCUUCCUGCUCAAACACGUCCUGCAGGUCUGUGCCAAAGACCCAGACUGCCGCUGCGGCAUCUGUGGUGAGUGUUUAGACUCAGUUGAUGACCUGACAGUUCACCUACAAACACACCAAGAGAAGAGUAAAACCUGUUCCUUCUGCGGGAAGAUCUUCCAGUCCAUCCUGGCACAGGAGCUGCAUGUCCGCCUGCACACCGGAGAGAAACCAUACAGCUGCGACGUCUGCGGCAAGAAGUUCAGCCAAAAGGGAAACCUAACGUCACACAUGCGCGUCCAUACCACAGAGAAACCCUUCCAAUGUAAACAGUGCAGUCGGGCCUUCUGUCACAUGACGUCUUUAGAGCGACACAUGCAGGAGCACAGCGGUAAGGUGGUGCACACCUGCAACGUCUGUGACCAGGAGUUCAGGAAACAACACAGCCUGAGACGACACAUGUCAACUCAUCAUAAGGAUGCCACCCACAAACCAAAGAGAUACCGCACCUCGGUGCCGUCCUACAUCUGCAAAGUGUGCGGGGACACCUUCCACAGGAAGACCUUCUUGGUGAAACAUGUGGAGACUCACCUACAGGACCCGGACUGUUGCUGUGGACUCUGCGGACACCAGAAUGAGUCCGCUGCCAGCCUCGCCGCUCACCUGCGCUCCCACCGUGAGGUUAGCAACACAUGCGACAUCUGUGGGAAGUGCUUCCCAGCUCAUGCAGCGCUGCAGAUGCACAUGAGGAUCCACACCGGAGAGAAACCAUAUACCUGCCGCUUCUGCGGCAAAGCCUUCAACCAGAGUGGAAACCUGAAGACGCACCUGAAGAUACACACCGGUGAGCGGGCAUUCUCCUGCAGCAUCUGUGGGAAGGGCUUCACCCAGAAACAGACUCUGGACACUCAUGUCCGCUUCCACAACAAGGAGAGACGCUUCCUGUGUCAGGUCUGCGGGAAAGGCUUCAUGCAGGACGUGGACUUGAAGAGACACUUGCUGAUCCACACUGGAGAGAAACCGUACAGCUGCAGGGUCUGCGGGAAGAGCUUCCAGGCUAAAAGAUCACUCAAUGGACACCUCAAAGUUCACACGGCAGGGGGGGGUGAGACCGGACCAGAGCCAGAUCAGGACUCAGAGCAGCAGAGGAUGGACAGUUUCUACUCAGGAUUCCUCCAGCUGUAGAGGACCGGCGUUAGAGACUGUUGACUCGAAGAGCUGGACUCAAACCAACAGUGUUGAACUUUAUUCAUCACUUCCAAACUGUUUCACACAGAACUUCUCCAUCAAUAACAUUCUGGUCUGGCUCUGGUCCCAGUUCAUGCAAGAGAUCAAACCACAGUACUGUUUUGGUACAGACUGAAAUGUGUCCAUAGAACAAGUAUCAAACACUGUCUGGUCCUAACAGUUGCCAGUAAAUAUCUGCGCAGAAGAACAGCGCUUUAGUCCUCAGUCCUUUCACUCCUUAGUGGAUUAUCUUAUUUUCUCCAGCUUGAUACAGUUCAACACCUCCCAUCUUCAAAUUUAGAGAUUAAAACAUGCGUCCAUAGCAGGGCAGUGAAGACAUGUUGUCAUAGGGAACAACUAAGUCACUGUACAUGGAUAAGGAGUAAUAACAAUCACCAACUUUUUGCAGUGUUUUAAAUAUUUUGUCCAAUACUCAGAUAAGUGGGGACAGGUCCAGAGCAUGUGUAAAAGAUCAGCAGGUGAGUCCCGUCAUCUGUUACGAACAGCCUUAUGGUAAGGGAACAUUUUUGUUAAUGUGGCAUUCGUGUAAUGGACUCUGGACUAGUCUGUGUCAGGCACUGAUAGGGGAUGAGUGGUCGGCCUUCCCACAUGUUCUGAGUUGUAUAUGAUGAAAAUGGGAAGCAGAGUUCUGAAAGAACAGCGACCCAGGUCUCAUGUGCCUGGUGAUCAGGUCUCAGACCACCUUAGAGCUCUGUAAACCAACACCAGGAUUUUAAAGGCAGCUGUUGGAUUUUAACUCUCAUAGUAAGAUAUUUUGGUUCGGUAUCAGGACUGAUAUCAGGAUAUUGACACAGGAUUGUGAUACCAAAAUUAAAACAUGAAUAUGUUUUUUCUUCUGUCAAAGACAUGAAACCAGAUUUAAUAAAUGUUUUUUAACAAGAAUUUCGGUGUGCAGCUGGAGAAAGGACGAUUUAACUGUCUGAUAAGAUGACUGUGAAGCUCUGAGUCUGAGCACAUUUCAGUCUGGGUCCAAAAGGUCUCUGAUUUUUCAGCUUCCAUCAAUAGAAUAAAAACUGGAUUAAACGUCAGUCAUUGUCUUCAAAAUAAAUAAAGAGUU